Molecule: messenger RNA, 2263 nt
Organism: Lutzomyia longipalpis
Lineage: Eukaryota; Metazoa; Arthropoda; Insecta; Diptera; Psychodidae
Gene: stai
Product: stathmin-1-A
Exons: 7
Coding region: 457-1359 (300 amino acids)
Biological process (GO): neuron projection development; microtubule depolymerization; regulation of microtubule polymerization or depolymerization
Cellular component (GO): neuron projection; cytoplasm
Molecular function (GO): tubulin binding
Source: RefSeq, a predicted model, not a curated record
UUGCUGAACACGGAGCGCGUUCGCACGCCCAAUUGAAGCGUCAAAAGAAGGAAAAGACGGUGAAAAGUCCUGGCAGUGUGAUUCACAUAGUUUGGAGCGUGUUCUGAGUGCCCCGCCCUUGAAAGAUUUUUUUUCCUUGCUGACGCAUCCACAGAGGACACCGCCACCAGAUUUUUAUCUAAUACCGUCUCGUUCAAUUUUCGAGAUAUUUCUUGUGAUUUUUUUCACGAAUCACUCCUGAUAAAAAGGAAAAUUACGUGAUUUUUUUUCUCUAAAAAUUGCCGUCUGUGUGGAAUUAUACCUACAAAAAAGGGUUGAAAAGGCGGAUUUCUAUAUAGUGAAAAGACGUAUCCAAUUUUGAAAUCUACAAUUUUACAAGAAACGUGAUUUUUUAAUACACCAAGGGAGUUGAAUACAUUGCUGGAGGAAAAAGGAUUUUCAUAUAUUGGUAGCAUCAUGCUGAUUGGAUUAGUUAGGGAUUCGGUUCUUCAGUGCUUUUGUCACACGUGUCGAGCACCGGUUUUGCCGGCAGUUAAUCGACACCAUUCAGCUCCAACGAAGAAGGCAACAAAGGCUCGUACCAAGCAACCAAAAUCGUCAAAGAAAGUAAAAUUUAUUUCGACUGAAAUCCGAUGCCAAGAAAAGUCCAAAGGUGGCCUCAGCUAUGAAGUUAUUCUAGCCGAGCCAGCUAUAACGCCUUCUGUUCAAAUUACCAAACGCACAGCAACGCCUGGUAAGAAGGAUCUGUCCGCUGAAGAGAUUGAGGAGAAACUAAAAGCUGCCGAGGAGAGGAGGCUGUCUCUCGAGGCAAAGAAAAUGGCAGAUUGGAAUGCAAAAAUGGCAAAAAUCGAGGAAGCUUCAAGGAAGAAGGAUGAGCUGAACAAUGAAUUUAUGGUGCAAACCAAAGAGGCACUCGUUGCCAAAAUGGAGCACUAUGAAGAGAAACGUGAAGCAAUUAUCAAUGACAAGAAGGAGAAAUUGAAGGUGCACUCUCAGGAGAUUGAGAAGACACGAAAUUCACUUGAAAUGCAAAAAUCCACCGAACUAAAUGCCAUUGAGGAAAAACUUCGUACCGCUGCCACACUUCGUGAUGAAAAUAUGAAGAAGAUGCUUGAGAGACUUAAGGAACAUAAUACGACAAAAGUUGCGGAAGUGAAGAAUAAGAUUGAGCAGACCAACAAUCAGGCUGAAAUUCAGGUCAUCGAAAAUAAAUUAUAUGCAGCUGAGAUGAAUCGUGAGAAGGAGAUUCAAAAGAAGCUCGAACAAAUCCGAAAACAUGAACGUCGUGCUGAAAUGGUGCGUCAGAACAAGGCAUCUCUGUGCAAUCAGAGUGAGAAUAAUGCAGCAUUAUCUGGCUAAAUCACAUGAAUAUUUUCAUCCCCAUUUACUACAUCGUACUGUACGCCCUUUCUCCCCAUAUGCGGUUCUUUUUUUUAGCCUUUUAACCGAGAGAGCAAGUUUUUUUCCUUAUUUGAAGUUCAUAUUAUGCGAUGAAGUAUAUAAGUAACAAUGCAAGUGAAUAUUAUGCAGAAUCUGCGCAGAGAGGAUUAAUUGAGAGAGCUAAAGAAUAGGGAAGUUUAGAUGGAGAAGAUAAAAGAAGAAAAAAAAAGAAACGUUUAGCUCCAGAUGCAGGAAAUAUUUUGAAGUAAUUUGCCAUUCGUGUUUAAUACAUUUUCCUCUUUUCUUUUUUUCCACUUGUUCUGCAUUUCCCUUGGAGCACAAAUCCUCCUUUAACCUCUUCGUGGUGUUCCCUCAUUUUGAGGGUGAAAUAGAUAAGAAAAAAUGCAGAGAAUACGAGGAGUAAAAGGGAGGAAAAUAUUAAUAAAAAAAUCAAGGAAAACCUGGUAGCAAAAAUUAGAAUUUAUUAUCUCUCUCUCUCUCGGUUAUUUUACCACUAUUAUAUGUACAACACACCACUUAUUUGCCAAUUUAUUUUAUGAAAAAGAACAUUCUCAACUACUCUCAAACACGAAUGUAAAAAUUAUCCGCAGUAUUAAUUUCAAUUUUUAUUCUUUUGUGUAAUUUAAUAACAUUUUAAGAAUUGUUCCAAAUAAUAAUAAAUAAAGAAAUCUUUCUCAUUAAACAAAAAAAAUGUGUAAAUGAAUCUUUCGUUUUAGAUAAGACAAAAAAAUGAGGAAAAUUCUUCGGAAAAUUUGAGAAAAAGAAGUGUAAAUUGGUGUUGCUAUAUAGUGUUUAUAAAGAGAAAGAAGAAAAGCAAAUUUAAAAUAAAAAAAUUGAAAGACAAUGAAGAAAUUCACAAAAA